AUGCCCAUUAAUAUUCUCUCCCUCCAAGCCACGGAUCUUCAAUAUGCUAUAAAUUCGAUGGACGUUGGCGAAUUAAUCGCCUUCUCUCUAUGCUCCAAACGAACCAAAAAUCUCGUGAAGUCUUCGAACAUGCUACUUAUCAAAACCACCGCCGCAGUUUUUAAAAAUGACUACAUUGAAUUCGAAAUCCUCGCGUUUCAAGGAUCUUUCGAUAGAGAUAUUCACAAACCAAUCCAGUUUUUUCUUCCUGCGAAUCGAUGGAUGCAAGUGGACCGUGGAAAUGGAAUCGAGCGAUGGAAAUUCACAAGGAGCCAUUGCAUUGCUCAUUUUAUGAGCCUUUUCAAAGUCUCGGAGGUCACCUAUCUGAUCCUUGGUGGCCUUUGCCAAGUACCGUAUCUGGAUACUGUCAAGCAAAUCUUCCCAAGAUGUUAUACGCUUAAAAUCGGUAAAAAUUGUUCAGAUGAGGUUACAAAGAUGGCGAUUUUGAAGUUAGCACCCAUUGCCAAGGAGGUGGAAAUUGGUAAAAAUCAUAUUAUCAAUGAUAUCCCCCAUUUAUGGACAAUGCACUUGGAAUUUGUGCUUUUGAACGACGAGGAAAGACCACUCAAACUAACAUUGGAGGAUUUAUUGACUCUUAACAUUGGCAGUGUACUUAUUCUUAAUACAAAUAUCACUGAGAGAGACUUGAACAUAUUUAUGAAGUUAUGGAUGAAAGGGAGUCAUAGAUUCUAUGCUCCAGAAACUAUAAAAUUGCAUACAACGAAUGGAUUCAGAAUGGAUCAAGUCUUCAAAGGAAUUCAAUAUGAAACUGUUCUAAGAGACUAUUCAUACCAAUUGAGACGAGGAGAUGGAGAGAAAUUGACGAUUUUGAAUGUGGAAGGUAUCAUGUUUCAAUUUUCAUAG
Messenger RNA from Caenorhabditis briggsae, 903 nucleotides. The coding region runs from base 1 to 903 and encodes 300 amino acids. Gene Ontology annotation, molecular function: protein binding. Lineage: Eukaryota; Metazoa; Nematoda; Chromadorea; Rhabditida; Rhabditidae. The transcript is spliced from 2 exons. The record is from RefSeq and is a predicted model, not a curated record.